This is a messenger RNA of Cinclus cinclus, 1231 nucleotides long. It is a transcript of the gene VAMP8, whose product is annotated as vesicle associated membrane protein 8. Lineage: Eukaryota; Metazoa; Chordata; Aves; Passeriformes; Cinclidae. Gene Ontology annotation, molecular function: syntaxin binding; SNAP receptor activity. The record is from RefSeq and is a predicted model, not a curated record. The transcript has 2 exons. Gene Ontology annotation, biological process: SNARE complex assembly; vesicle-mediated transport; vesicle fusion. The coding region runs from base 797 to 1168 and encodes 123 amino acids. Gene Ontology annotation, cellular component: plasma membrane; SNARE complex.
UGUGGGGUGGUUGGGGUGGACGUGUUGCACCUGUGGGGUGUUUUGAUGUUCAUAUGGGAUGCCCAGGGUGCAUACGAGGUGCCAGGUGGGUUCACAGAGGGUGUCUGCAGUGCCUGUAAGGUGCUUAGAGGGUCUUUUUGGGGUUUCUGGGGUUUAUGUUGGGGCCCUGGGGUACGUGUGGGCUGUCAAGGGGUGCACAUAGGGUGCUGGGGGAUCCACACUGUGCCUGCAAAGUGCUUGGGGACAUGCAUGCUUGGGGGGCACAUGGGGUGCUCAGAGGGUGCCUGUGGGGUGCUGGAGGUAAUGGGGUGUUUGGGAUGCUUGUAAGGGCUCAAGGAAGUGCCCAGGAUGCCCAUGGGGUGCUCAGCAGAUGCUUGGGGUGCCUGUGGGGGACUCAAGGCACUUAUGUGACACUUUAGAGUGUAUAUGGGGUAUCCAGGGAGCAUAUGGGGUGUCUGAGAUACAUAUUGGAUGUCGUGGAGGUGCCUGUAGGGUGUUUGGAGAGGUGUCCAGGGUGCACAUAGGGUUCUUGGGGUGGACCUGGGGUACCUUGUGAGUGCUGUAGGGACACAUUUGGGUUACCUGUAGGGUGUGUAUGGGGAGUGCAUAGGGGGCGUAUGUGGGGCUCCCAUGGGAUGCUGGGGUGCUCAUGGGUGGGCUUGGCGGGUACCUUUGGGGUGCCUGGGAUGUUUGUAGGGUGCCCAGGGUACAUUAAGGGUGCAGGGGGUGCCCCAGGACAUACCUGGGGUGUCUAUAGGGUGCUGUGUGGUGUGGGGGUGUCCAGAAUACAUGUGGGAUGCUGGAGGUGCCCCCUGACUUCUGCCCUGUGCUACAGGUGGGGGUCCCGCGGGGGGUCCCGGCAGAUGUCGCGACAGAAGCCACAACAGGCGAGGGGCGUGUGCGGGUGCUGCAGUGGGAGGUGCAGGGGGUCACCAGCAUCAUGACCCAGAACAUGGAGCGGAUCCUGGCGCGGGGUGAGAACCUGGAGCAGCUGCACAGCAAGAGCCAGGACCUGGAGGCCACGUCAGAACACUUCCGCACGACGUCCCAGAAGAUGGCCCGGCGCUACUGGUGGAAGAAUGUGAAGCUGCUCAUCAUCCUCGGCCUAGUGGGCGUCAUUGUCCUUGUCCUCAUCAUCCUCCUGGCCACUGGCACCAUCCCCACGUAGAGCCACUGUCCCCACAGAGACACAGCCACCCUCAGGCCCAAAUACAGAUGGGGGAAGAAACAG